Messenger RNA from Parastagonospora nodorum SN15, 1020 nucleotides. RefSeq lists its product as hypothetical. The transcript is spliced from 3 exons. The record is from RefSeq and is a predicted model, not a curated record. Lineage: Eukaryota; Fungi; Ascomycota; Dothideomycetes; Pleosporales; Phaeosphaeriaceae. The coding region runs from base 1 to 1020 and encodes 339 amino acids.
AUGUCUUCGUCAGAGAGCACUCCGAUUAUCUCGGUUAGACAUCCAAAGGCCUUCUUCGAGAUGCUCGCAGCUAUCUGCCGUAAUGUCCCGGCAAACCAUGUACUCGAUGAGGAGGACCAGGCGAAGUUUUUGGCGUUGUAUAACGUGAUUGAUUUUAAACUCGUCAAAGCUCCUCGUUCUGAGAUGCAUCAGAACCCCCUUUCGCCAGAGGGCUAUUUCUCUUCCAGCUAUGUCGCAGAUAAGAACGCUUUCGAUAUUCCGCAGGGUGGCUACGGGCCGCCUGGGUCUGUAAAUGGCUCGUUUUGCCACAAUCACAACGACGAGUCGUUUAAAGAGCUCCACCCUGAUGUGGAUCAGUCCAAGUAUGAUGCUGCUGAGCAAGAUCUGUACGAGAACAACGCAACCACAGCGCCACCUGAUCAGCCCGCUCAACUUGAGGAUGAGGAAAAUGAGAUCCCGAGUGACACAUCUCCCAUUAAGGCUGGUGCUACAGAGGGCUACUCUUCAGUGGCGGAGGAUGCUAUGAGCAAAGAUGACUCUGGCGUCGCCAUGGACGGUACCCUGUAUUCCGGCCUUGAGGAGCAGAAGGACGAUGCCAUCACCAAGGACGGUGGCAUCUCCUUUUCACAAGACUCCGCCUACGCUACUCAGCCCUUCAAGAACUUUGAGGAUGACAGCAAUAAGCUCAACGACCUCCACUUCAAAUUACGUUCUUCGUCUCCUUCGGACGCUCCUGAAGUCUUUGCUGGGAGAGGGGCGCUGGAGUCGUCAAAUCGGCUACUGGACGAGCUCGAUGAGGAGGCUCGUCGCUCUGCCCGCUUGGAUUCUCAAUCCCGUCCUACUACUCCUAACAACGACAUAAUCGACAUUGCCACUUCCAGCAACAACCUCGACCCCGCUUCUGCCCCUACCUCUUCACUGGGCAAGCGUAAGGCUGACUCCGACGGCGACAUCGACAGCGACAAAGACUCCAAAGGCCAAGAGCCCAACGCUAAGCGCGUGAAGUUGACCGAGUCGUAA